GCGCGCGCGAGAGAGAGUGUGCACGAGACUGAAGGGCUUUAUGGAUUUGUUUGCCGUAUAAUCCUGGAUGGGAGAGCGGAACCGCCAUCUGUUUCCUCCACAUGAGCUGAAGACAGAGGCAGACACAUCCUCUCAAUCCUCUUCAUCAUCGCUGAGGUGUGAGGAGGCGCAGAUCUGACUCGAUCCGGACCGGCUUCAGCUGAUCUCCUCGGGACUCUGCACCGGACCUGAAUGGACAGAGCCCUGAAGACUGUCGGAGUGACUCCUCACCUUCAUCAGUAGCCUCCCCAUCAUCAUCAUCAGCAGCAGCAGCAUCAGGACCGAAACGCGUUUGUGCCGUAGUGAGACAGAGUGUCCCUGGCGGGCCGCCGUCGCGAUGGGCGAGAACAUGUCGAAGCGGCUGAAGCUGGUCACGGGCUCCGAGGCGGAGAUGGAGGAGCGCAGCUUCAUCAACCCGUUCCCGGACUACAGGGACCACCGGGAGCAACUGGAGCAGCGGGAGCAGGACGCCUCCGGGACCCCGAGCGCUUCGGAGCCACUCGACGCCGACGGGAAGAUCAGUGACGCCUUUCAGAAGAAAGUGCAAAGCAAGAUCAAAGAUCUUCUCCAACAGAUGGAGGAGGGCCUGAAGACUGCAGAUCCACACGACUUCUCCACCUACACGGGCUGGACAGGCAUCGCCCUGCUGUACCUGCAGCUGUAUCGAGGGACACAGGACGCCUCGCACCUGCAGCGCGCUCUGGAUUACAUCAAACGUGCUCUGAGGAACCUGAACGGCCGGCGCGUGUCCUUCCUGUGUGGAGACGCCGGGCCGCUCGCUGUAGGAGCAGUGCUUCAUCAUCUCUUAAAGAACCAGAGCGAGUCCCAGGAGUGUCUCACCAAACUGCUCCAGCUCCAGCGUUCUGUGCUCAGUCCAGACUCAGAUGUUCCUGAUGAGCUCCUGUACGGACGAGCCGGUUACCUCUACGCCCUGCUGUACCUCAACAAAGAGCUCGGGCCAGACACGGUGGACCAGACCACCAUCACAAAGGUGGUGACAGCUAUUCUGGAGUCGGGAAAGAACUUGUCUAAAGAGGAGAAGAAGGCGGAGCGCUGCCCGCUGCUGUACGAGUGGCACAAGAAACCGUAUGUGGGAGCAGCUCACGGUCUGGCAGGCAUCUACUACAUGCUCCUGCAGCCGAGUGCUAAAGUCAGUCAGGACAGUCUGAGUGAGCUGCUGCGGCCCAGUGUGGAUUACGUGCGGCACAAGAAGUUUCGCUCGGGUAAUUACCCAUCAUCCCUCAGCAACGAGACGGACAGACUGGUGCACUGGUGCCACGGAGCUCCUGGAGUGAUACAUAUGCUCAUCAUGGCUCACGGAGUCUUCAAGGAGGAGAAGUACCUGCGAGACGCAGCUGAGUGUGGAGAGGUGAUCUGGCAGAGAGGUUUACUGAGGAAGGGUUAUGGACUCUGUCACGGCACGGCGGGGAACGGAUACGCCUUCCUCUCGCUCUACCACGCCACACAAGACAAGAAGUACCUGUACCGGGCCUGCAAGUUUGCUGAAUGGUGUCUAGACUAUGGGACCCACGGCUGCCGUAUUCCUGACCGCCCGUAUUCCCUCUUUGAAGGUAUGGCAGGAGCCAUCCAUUAUCUCUCAGAUGUGGUCCAGCCGGACGGCUCUCGUUUCCCUGCUUUUGAACUUUGACUUGUGCGUUUGGAAGCAUAGACUGUUACUCUUUUUAGGAGCUUGACAUGCUUUUACAUGCUGGUGCAGUUACAUCGCUCUGGACCGACCCUUUAAAAUGAAGAAGACCAUUUCUUCCUCCUCAUGGACACAAAAAACCCAACCUUCAGCCUAUAAUUUGAAAGAAUGCCGCCUUGAGUUCGGUCGUCGUAGCUUGUAGUCUUUAUCAGUAUGCGGCUGUUUUCUUUUGUAUAAUAUUUAAUGCUAAAGUAUUAUUUUGUUCUGGUCAUCUUCCAGCACCGCAGUGUUUCUUGCAUCUGCAUGCUUGUUGGUUAUCAGCAGUGCCUCGAAGCGAUGUCUGUCGCGCACUGGAGCGUUUGUCUGUGUGUUCUUUGUCUUUGCAUGAGGAUGGCAGCACGUGCUCAUGUCAGAAUGUGUCAGUGUCUCUGUAGGUAAAUGUAUCCAGCUUCCUCAUGCUGUGGUUGUCAAGUCUGUACUGUGCGUAUGUCAGUGUUUCGUUCCAGUCGCCGUUGAUUAAAUGUCUUGAUGAAAGAAAGAAUCCAUUAUACCUGAAUGAAAGAUCUGGUAAAUAUUGUUUCCUCAGGCAAAAUGUGUAAUGAAUGUCACAAUAAACUGGUGUUUUUCUGAA
Carassius gibelio (silver crucian carp) is the source of this 2315-nucleotide messenger RNA. RefSeq names its product LanC lantibiotic synthetase component C-like 2 (bacterial) (gene lancl2). Gene Ontology annotation, cellular component: plasma membrane. Lineage: Eukaryota; Metazoa; Chordata; Actinopteri; Cypriniformes; Cyprinidae. The record is from RefSeq and is a predicted model, not a curated record. Gene Ontology annotation, biological process: carbohydrate metabolic process; peptide modification. The transcript has 10 exons. Bases 377 to 1687 code for a protein of 436 amino acids.